GUGGGCCUCGUGCCCUAUCCUAAAAUAUAUGUCUCCAAGAUGCUAAUAUCAUCUCUCUCGAGUCAAUUCACAUCGGGUCAAACCCAAGUUUCACUGCUGCUUUGUUGGAUUGAUUCACUCACUCACUCCACUCCACCCGGUUGGUUUGUUGGUUAGGGUUUGUAAGCCCUGGAGGGCAGGUUGUUUGAGCGAUGUGGUGAGGGGGAUGGCGCUCAAGGCUGCUGAAGCUGCUGAGGCCGCGAUUGCAUCAAUUGGGCGUGGAUAUGAUGUAUCCAUUGAUCUAAGGCUCAAGUACUGCAAAGGGGACUCUCGAUUGAUUGAAAUUGACGACGACGACGACGGGGGUCGCCAGGUUCUUCUUCCAGGUGGAAUUACGAUCCCCAACGUUUCCAAAUCCAUCAAAUGCGAUAAAGGAGAGCGCACGCGUUUCAGGUCCGAUGUUCUCUCUUUCCAACAGAUGUCAGAGCAGUUCAACCAGCAAGUUUCUUCGACCGGAAAAAUACCCUCGGGUCUCUUCAAUUCUAUGUUUGAAUUCUCAGGUUGUUGGCAGAAAGAUGCAGCCAACACUAAGACCCUUGCUUUCGACGGGGUCUUCAUCACGCUCUAUACUGUUGCUCUCGAAAAGUCUCAGAUGGUACUACGUGAUGAUGUUAAAAAAGCAGUCCCAUCACAUUGGGAACCUGCCGCAUUAGCAAGGUUUAUAGACACAUUUGGAACGCAUAUAGUUGUUGGUGUGAAGAUGGGAGGUAAAGAUGUCAUCUAUAUGAAGCAGCAGCAUUCUUCAACUCUUCAACCAGCUGAUAUACAGAGAAGAUUGAAGGACAUGGCAGAUAAAAGAUUUUUAGAUGCCAAUGGACAGUACGGCAUACCGUCUGAACAAGCUUACAAGAAUGACAAGUUUGAAAUCAGGGAGCAGCGGUUGCGGUUUGCAGAUACUAGUCCAUCAAGUUCUUAUUCACACAAGGAAGAUAUUGUAAGCAUUCGCAAAAGGAGAGGUGGAAGUGAUAUUAAGAACCUAUCCCAUAAUGAAUGGUUACAAAGUGUUCAACAUGAACCUGAUGUGAUCACAAUGUCAUUUAUGCCAAUUACCUCUCUGCUAAAUGGAGUCCCAGGGAGUGGAUUCUUGAGCCACGCAAUAAAUCUUUAUUUAAGAUAUAAACCACCAAUUGAAGAGCUCCAUCAGUUUUUGGAAUUUCAGCUGCCAAGGCAGUGGGCUCCGGUUUUCAGUGACCUUCCUCUUGGUCCACAAAGGAAGCAUCAAAGCAAUACAUCUCUUCAGUUUAGCUUAAUGGGGCCCAAGCUUUAUGUCAAUACUAGUCUGGUUGAUGUAGGAAAGAGGCCAGUGACUGGUCUGCGGCUGUAUCUAGAAGGCAAAAGAAGCAACCGGUUGGCCAUCCACUUACAACACCUCUCCUCUCUUCCGAAAAUCUUCCAACUCGAAGAUGAUCCAAAUGGAAAUUUCCGUCGUGAUUCUUAUGAUCGUAAAUACUAUGAGAAAGUCCGAUGGAAGAACUUCUCUCAUGUAUGCACUGCUCCUGUGGAGUCGGAUGAGGAUCUUUCAAUAGUAACUGGGGCACAGUUGCAGGUUGAGAAUUAUGGGAUAAAGAAUAUUCUCUUCUUGAGACUCCGCUUCUCUACCGUUUCCGGAGCUACAAUUGUAAAGCAUCCCGAAUGGGAUGGGUCACCAGGGUUGGCCCAUAAGUCAGGACUCAUAUCAACACUAAUCAGUCAUCACUUUACAGCAGUUCAAAAGCCACCUCCACGACCAGCAGAUGUCAACAUAAACUCGGCUGUCUACCCCGGGGGUCCUCCAGUUCCCAUCCAAGCGCCAAAGCUCAGGAAAUUUGUGGAUACAGCAGAAAUGACAAGGGGGCCACAGGAAACUCCAGGUUAUUGGGUUGUAUCUGGGGCAAGACUAGUUGUCGAAAAGGGCAGGAUAUCCCUCCGUGUGAAGUAUUCUUUAUUGACUGUAAUAUUACCUGAUGAAGAAGAGUUGGAGGAACAUUAGCUGAUAAGAAAAAGAAAAUUAAAAUGAUAUAGUUGUCAAGGACGGGCCGUUAUUAGGAAUUGAUGGGGUUUCGAAGGUUGUUGUAUUACUGUAUAUUUAAUUUAUCUCUUAUGUGAUGAAGUGGAGAUUUUGUACCUGGACAAGUUCACAGCAUGUGGCAUAAAGCUUGGGCACAUUCGGCUUUUGUGGCAUUCUCAGCUGAGCACACCUGGGAUGCGAGUGUUCUAGGCUUUGUUAUGAUGUCUACUCCAGCAUGAAUUUUCCCGAAUAGAAAUGUGACUGCUUCCUUCUAGAGAUGAAAAUGUGAUUAUGUCGAAUGAAAGUCCAUUAUAAUUUAAGAUUCUAAAUCCAUUAGUCCUUUCUCCAUAUUCAUGUUGCAACC
This is a messenger RNA of Rosa rugosa (rugosa rose), 2390 nucleotides long. RefSeq names its product MACPF domain-containing protein At4g24290. Gene Ontology annotation, biological process: regulation of salicylic acid mediated signaling pathway; plant-type hypersensitive response. Bases 206 to 2008 code for a protein of 600 amino acids. Lineage: Eukaryota; Viridiplantae; Streptophyta; Magnoliopsida; Rosales; Rosaceae. The transcript has 7 exons. Gene Ontology annotation, cellular component: plasma membrane. The record is from RefSeq and is a predicted model, not a curated record.